Molecule: messenger RNA, 2028 nt
Organism: Trifolium pratense (red clover)
Lineage: Eukaryota; Viridiplantae; Streptophyta; Magnoliopsida; Fabales; Fabaceae
Product: glycosyltransferase BC10
Exons: 11
Coding region: 523-1632 (369 amino acids)
Cellular component (GO): membrane
Molecular function (GO): glycosyltransferase activity
Source: RefSeq, a predicted model, not a curated record
GCAAAGCAACAAGAAAAAAACAGCAUUUUUAAGACAUCUCAACUGAGACACAAAAAGGAACAUACACACUCAUCAAUCUUAACAUACACAAAACAAAAAACCAAACCUUUUUUUCCACUCUUAACACUCACUCUACCACUUUUAGUACUUUUCUCAUAUUCUUCUUUCAUUCUGAAGUUUCAUUUCCAAAACAACACACUUUCACUUUUUGUAACAAUUCACAAGACUCUAGUAGAAACUUUUUGUUCAUAGCUUCACUUGAAACAUGCUUUCUUUUUCCUUUGUAUUGCUUUGUAGAUAGUGUUUGAAUAAGUUUCUUGCUAAAUUCUCAUUUGGGUUGGUGGGUUUAUGAGUUUUUGAAUUAUGGUUAUUGGGUUGGUAUGGAUCUGGUUGGAUCUUUUACUUCUGAGUGUUACAAAGAUGAAAUGAGUGUUGAAGUUUGGUUUUUUAUGGAGUGAUUUAGCUUUUGAAUCAAUUUGAAAUGGUGGGUCAGUUUUAGUUUCAAAAGGGUUGGUGUGGAAUAUGAAGAAAAAGGUUGUUCAACAGAAAUCUCAGCAUAAAUGGAAGAAGAAGAUUUUUGGUUUGAUUUUGGUGGUUGUGCUUUGUUUUGGAAGUUUGUUGUUUAUGCAGAUGCGGUAUACUCAUGUUUUGGGGCUUGUUUCAUUGCAACAUCAAUUUGUUUCUCAGUCUCAAGUUGAGAAGCCUAAGAUUGCUUUUCUCUUCAUUGCAAGGAAUAGGCUUCCUUUGGAAAUGGUUUGGGAUGCAUUCUUUAGGGGAGGCGACAACAAUUUCUCGAUUUUCGUUCACCCAAGGCCAGGGUUUCUGUUGAACGAGGCAACAACUAGAUCAUCUUAUUUUUUGAACCGUCAAGUUAAUAAUAGCAUUCAGAUAGAUUGGGGAGAAGCAAGCAUGAUAGAGGCCGAACGCAUUUUACUUAGACAUGCGCUUGGCGAUCCUUUAAAUGACCGCUUUGUUUUCCUCUCAGAUAGCUGUAUACCUUUAUACAACUUCAGCUAUACAUACGACUACAUCAUGUCAACACCAACUAGUUUCGUUGAUAGCUUUGCUGACACAAAAGACGGUCGUUACAAUCCAAAAAUGGAUCCAGUCAUUCCAGUCUAUAACUGGAGAAAAGGAUCUCAGUGGGCUGUUCUGAUCAGGAAGCAUGCCGAGGUUGUAGUGGAGGAUGAAACUGUAUUUCCAAUGUUUCAAAAAUAUUGCAAGAAAAAACCACUACCAGAAUUUUGGAGGGACCAAUUCAUUCCUGCUGACACGUCAAAGGUUCAUAACUGUAUACCAGAUGAACACUAUGUUCAAACAUUGCUGGCUCAAAAAGGCCUUGAAAAGGAACUCACACGAAGAUCAGUGACACAUACUGCAUGGGAUAUUUCCAACUCAAGAGAUCGUGAGCGUCGUGGAUGGCAUCCAGUUACUUACAAGUACUCAGAUGCUACUCCAAUGCUUAUAAAAUUUAUAAAGGAAAUAGAUAAUAUUUAUUACGAAACUGAAUACCGGAGAGAAUGGUGUACAAGCAAGGGUAAACCAUCAACUUGCUUCCUUUUUGCAAGAAAAUUUACUAGGACUUCUGCUUUGAGGCUUCUUAACAUGUCUGUUCUGGGAGAUUUCAGUUAAGAGAACAAAAUGGUUAUUUCCAGUGGCUGAUACAAAGUAAUUGAAAUAAGAGGGAGAAAAGAAAGAGAAUAAAGCAAAAACAAUUGAAGAUUAUUGACUACCACACUCAUCUGUAUAUUGAAUUGUUGUAUUGUAUAUUUAGAACAGCUAAAAAAAGAGUGGUUGUGAUGUACUAUAUUUCUAUUUUUUAUUUUAUUUUUUCAGAAUAAUUUUGGCAACUUGUGAACAAUCAUGCAAGACAGUCCCUCAUAAAUCAUACUAGUAUAUAAAUAGAUAUUUGAUUGAAGAUAUAACAGCAUAAACAGUGUCACAAUCACAAGACACUCAAAAGAUGAAUUAUUUGGGGCAUGUUGAUGCUAUCCUUGCAAAUAAGGGAGGUGUAGGUGAAUUUGGUUC